Molecule: messenger RNA, 3382 nt
Organism: Ochotona princeps (American pika)
Lineage: Eukaryota; Metazoa; Chordata; Mammalia; Lagomorpha; Ochotonidae
Gene: SREK1
Product: splicing regulatory glutamic acid and lysine rich protein 1
Exons: 11
Coding region: 1427-2872 (481 amino acids)
Cellular component (GO): nucleoplasm
Molecular function (GO): RNA binding
Source: RefSeq, a predicted model, not a curated record
AGGUGCAGUGGUUAGGCUAGUGAACCGUAGGGUUUGCACUUCACAGCCUCAGCUGAUGCAGCCAAUGUGUUCAUAUUUUAUAAGUCUUUUUCACAGUCAUAUAUUUGUACCAGUAAAAUAUGUGAUGUUAGUGUAAGUAGCAUAGCAUAUAUGUGGAUGUUAAUACAUGCGUUAAUAUUAGUAACUGAUAUACUUAAAGUAGGUUAUUGUUAUUUGAUGUCUCAGUAAGGCUAUCUACCUUUUGUUUAUGCAUGUUAAGAAAUCUGUUUUCUAGAAUUUAUAUUGAAGUAGUUUGUUUUUAAAGAUAUGUUAUUAAACUCACUUAAUGUAAACUUAUUUAGAGAUUUGUGUCUGUACGUCUGAUUGUUUUCAGUAGCAUUUUUACCACUGAAAUUAGGCACUGAUGCAUGAAGUGUGCUUCAGCUGGGGGUGACUGUACACUGUCUUGAAGAAUUCGUAAUGGAUGUAUAUUCCAGCUCAGCUACCACAUGAGUGGUUCUUCUAAGUGCAUGGAGUCACCUGUUUAAAAAUCCUUGUUUUGGCUAAGAUGCUAAGGAAAAAUGUGAAAGUUAACAGUUUUUACCAAAAUUAAUUGAUUAAAAUUUAGCAAAUGUGGCAAGUCAGUGUACCUAUUUCACAGUGAAUUUUUCAUCUUUAUUUAUUUAUUUUUUCUUAUUAGUGUGACAUUAUUUUAGAACUAAUCUUGACAUAUGGCAGUUAAAGUGUGGAUAGGUAAGACACAUAAGCCACCCUUCUUCGGAUAAGUAUACAAAAAUUGACUACAAGGUUAAUGUGUUAAGAAGUUUUCCUGAAAGCAGGAAGUCUUCUUAAUGCAGUUAUCUGAUGUAGGUAUUUUCCAAAACUUUUAGCAGUUGGUGGAGGCGUGUUCCUUGGCAAUGGAUUGUUUUAGACAUCUCAGAUAUUGGUGAGACCUUUGAGUGAAUGGAUAUAGAUUGCCUUUUAAAUUACAGCUGAGUAUGUUAAGUAGAUUUUUGUUUUUUUGUUUAUUUGGAAUUGAAUGGAAUCUGUUGGAUUAUCAAAAUUGUUUGCUUCACAAGUAGAUAGCUUGAGUAACAGGGUAGGGGCACUCAUUAAGGAACAGAUUUCAAUUCGCACAUAUUUGUUUUUCUUUUUUUUUUCUUUUUUUUUCUUUUUUUUUUUUUGACUGAUUUGGUUAUUUGCCAUUUCUGGGGAUUAAACUUUAAAAAAUGUUCUUCUUUUCUGUAUCUGAUGUUCUGUGUGCUAUUAGUGAUGCAGCCAACACGAACGGUUGUCAUGUGUAACACAACUUUCGAUCACCGCGAAAACACCGUCCUGGGAAAGCGUCCAUGCUUGAUAUCGUUUGGUUCAUGAACAUUAAGUUUCCAGUACAGGUAAGAUCCCUGAAGAAGCCAAAGCCCUCUCCUUGCUGGCUCCUGCUCCGUCCAUGACUAGCCUGAUGCCUGGUGCAGGGCUGCUUCCCAUCCCGACCCCCAGUCCCUUGACCACACUUGGUGUCUCGCUCAGCAGUUUGGGAGCGAUACCAGCAGCAGCGCUGGACCCCAACAUUGCGGCUCUUGGGGAGAUACCACAGCCACCACUCAUGGGGAACGUGGACCCUUCUAAGAUUGAUGAGAUCAGGAGGACGGUGUAUGUUGGCAAUCUGAAUUCCCAGACAACUACAGCUGAUCAACUGCUUGAGUUUUUUAAACAAGUCGGAGAAGUAAAGUUUGUGCGGAUGGCAGGUGAUGAGACUCAGCCAACUCGGUUUGCUUUUGUGGAAUUUGCAGACCAAAGUUCUGUGCCAAGGGCCCUUGCUUUUAAUGGAGUUAUGUUUGGAGACAGGCCACUGAAAAUAAAUCACUCCAACAAUGCAAUAGUAAAACCCCCUGAGAUGACACCUCAGGCUGCAGCUAAGGAGUUAGAAGAAGUCAUGAAGCGGGUCCGAGAGGCUCAGUCCUUUAUCUCGGCAGCUAUUGAACCAGAGUCUGGAAAGAACAAUGAAAGAAAAGGCGGUCGAUCUCGUUCCCAUACUCGCUCACAAUCCAGAUCUAGCUCAAAAUCUCAUUCUAGAAGGAAGAGAUCACAGUCAAAGCGCAGGAGUAGAUCCCAUAAUAGAUCACGCUCGAGACAGAAAGAUCGACGCAGAUCUAAGAGUCCACAUAAAAAACGUUCCAAGUCAAGGGAGAGACGGAAGUCCAGGAGUCGGUCACGUUCACGGGACAAAAGGAAGGAUACUCGAGAAAAGAUCAAGGAAAAGGAAAGAGUGAAAGAUAGAGAAAAGGAAAGGGAAAAAGAGAGAGAGAAGGAGCGUGACAAGGAGAAGGAGCGAGGUAGAAACAAAGAGAAGGACAGAGAGAAAGAGCGGGACAAAGAGCCUGAGAAGGAACAGGACAAAGACAAGGACAGAUCCAAAGAGACCGAGGAGAAGAGGAAGAAGGAGAAGAAAUCCAGAACGCCACCCCGGAGUUACAAUGCCUCACGAAGAUCUCGAAGUUCCAGCAGGGAAAGACGUAGGAGGAGGAGCAAGAGCUCUUCUAGAUCCCCAAGAACAUCGAAAACCAUAAAAAGGAAGUCUUCUCGGUCUCCCUCCCCGAGGGGCAGAAAUAAGAAGGAUAAAAAGAAAGAAAAGGAACGAGACCACAUUGGUGAGAGGAGGGAGGGAGAGCGCUCAAGCUCUGUGAAAAAGGAUUGUAAAGACGGCGAUGGCAAGGAGGACAGCACCGCCCUCACGGGGAGCGAUGAGAAGGAGGAAAUGAACGAGGCCGAUUCAGAUGUGGGCAAGGAAGUGGAUGAGCAGGACGCACCGAGGACUGGGGAGAGCCACGGGCAGCAGAACGGCAACUGUCAGCCAAACGAGGACAACCUCUCUGCCCAGACAGACGCGGUAUAGGACCCUCCAAGGCCCCUCUGCACUCAACAACGCUGGCAUCCAGUCCAAAGCUUUUACGUCUCACAACAAGAUGUAAUGAACAGGGAGGAAGUCUAGUGGAGCGAAAAGAUAGCAGCGAACGGCUUUCCAAUCCUUAGGUGACUUUGUGGCCAUCUUGUUUCUGAAUCAGAAAGCAUGGACAUGGAGACAAUAGCACACGUUAUUCAGCCUUCUCAUCUGAAGUCUGUGCAAUUCCAUGGUGGCCGACAUACUUGUCAUGUGGUUUAUUCGUGUCUGCCAAGAACCAUUGCAAAUAGACACAACAUCAAAGAUCCAAACUCAUACUCUCCUUCAAGACUGGUGAGAAGCUUUGUAGGCUCUUGACAAGGCUGGUUACUGAAUUUUGUAUCACUUUACUUUUUUUUUUUUUAAAGCAAUUUCAGUAUGUAAAGUUUGAUGAUGUGCUUGAAACCGGUGGAAAUAUAAACACGCCCCUUGUAAGUGCAAAGUAUGUAAGAAGUUUUAGCCUUU